This is a messenger RNA of Trichoderma citrinoviride, 2316 nucleotides long. RefSeq names its product WD40 repeat-like protein. NCBI's taxonomy places the organism in Eukaryota, Fungi, Ascomycota, Sordariomycetes, Hypocreales, Hypocreaceae. Gene Ontology annotation, molecular function: protein binding. The record is from RefSeq and is a predicted model, not a curated record. The transcript is spliced from 8 exons. Gene Ontology annotation, biological process: proteasome-mediated ubiquitin-dependent protein catabolic process. The coding region runs from base 314 to 2311 and encodes 665 amino acids. Gene Ontology annotation, cellular component: Cul4-RING E3 ubiquitin ligase complex.
GGCGGGUCACCACUUUAUCGUCCUGGUCCGCUCCGAGUGUCGCCCGUAUGAUUACCCAUACAACCUGACCUGACCAAAGACCUAAACUCCGAGUUGCCUUUGAUCCCUCUUUUGCCUGACAAAUGCCCAUUGAUCCGAUCCGUGACGUCCUCGCUCUGUAGAAUCAGCCUGACCCUCGUCCUCAAACCAUCGUGGACAGUUCGGCAGCCAUCACCACUGCCCGCAGACCAGCUCCGAUUGCGCCGUAUCUCCGGGACGACGAGGUGCUCCUUCGUGCUAACACUCCCGUGACUCCCGGCCCUCUCACCGGUUUAUGGACUGGACUCCGAGUGAUGACGAUGUUGGCGGAGAUGAAUCCCAUGAUCGGGACACCGGAGAUAACCGGUUAAACGCACACGGUGGCCGAAGCACCGCUGAUGAUGGCCACGAUCGCUACGGCCAUGAGGAAUUUGACGAUGAUGAUGACGAGGAAUACCAGGACGGGAACGAGGAGGAGGAUGAUGAUGAAGAUGAGGAGGAGGAGGAAGAGGAUGAUCCCGACUAUCGUGAUGAGCCGAAUGAGGAAGAUGAAGACGAAGAGUUUCACGAUGCAUUUGACGAGCAAGGAGAAGCUGAGGAAGACGCCGCAACUCUCGACGAUCACAUGCAGUAUGCCUUUGGUGACUUCCGGUUCCAGAUUGUCAUUGAGGACGAAGAGGCGGAGCAGAACGAGGCCACCAUGAGGCUGUUUUCACUACUAAGAGCCGGCCAAAGGUCGGGGCUCCUGACGAGACAGCAGCUUAUGACCCUCUUCCGCGGCACCGGCCUGGCGCGUCAUGCUGUCAAUCCAAAGGACCCCAACCGAUUUCCCAAGGUUCCCAGUGAAGAGGGCCGAAAGCUCAUGGGAUCCGGAGUCUUUGGCGUCAGCGAGACUGACCUCCGCCACAAGAAAACCAUCGCCAGACGCCUGCUGGAUCGUGAGCUCGGGCUGGGAGACCGGGUCUGGAGGAAACGGACCAAUGGUAUUCUGGCUCAGAAUCUCAUCCCCGGCAGCAAGGCGGAAAAAAUCAUCCACUAUGACCACCCCAUCUACUCUGGCCAAUUCUCCGACGAUGGCAACUUCUUCUUCUCGUGCUGUCAAGACUUCAACGUGCGCAUGUACGACACGUCCAAUCCAUACAACUGGAAGCUCUACAAGACAGUGAGCUACCCCUUUGGCCAGUGGACCUUGACAGAUGCCUCUCUGAGUCCAGACAACCGCUGGCUGGCCUACACCUCCAUCCAGAGCAUUGUCUCAAUAGCGCCCACCGACCCCAGAGACAAGGGCGAGCCGUACUCGCUUGAGCUUGAUGACGGAGACGGCCAUGCAAGGCUCUCCUUUUGGCGCAACCGCGGGUCUUUUGGCAUCUGGUCCGUCCGCUUCUCGGGCGACGGACGAGAGCUUGUGGCCGGCACCAGUGCUCACUCGCUGGUCGUAUAUGACAUCGAAUCCAGGACGGUACUCCAUCACAUCACCGGCCACCAGGACGAUGUCAACGCCGUCUGCUUUGCCGACAAGUCAUCCCCUCACAUCAUCUACUCAGGCUCCGACGACACGACCAUCAAAGUGUGGGACCGUCGAAGCAUGGGAGACAACCGUGAGGCGGGCGCCUUUGUGGGCCAUAUUGAAGGCCUGACGUACAUUGACAGCAAAGGCGACGGGCGGUACAUCCUCAGCAACGGCAAGGACCAGAGCAUGAAGCUGUGGGAUCUCCGCAUGGCCAUGUCUACCGAUCGGUUCCGCGAAGUCACCAAGGACAACGAUUCCCGCCUCGAUAGGUUCGAUUACAGGCAAGACGAGUACGACGAGGACGACUGGGACGUGCACCCCCACGACAACUCUCUGGUCACUUUCCGAGGCCACAAGGUCCUCCGCACGCUCAUCCGAUGUCACUUCUCGCCGCCGUCGGCGACCAAUUCUCGCUACGUCUACUCUGGCAGUGCGGAUGGCAAAGUGCACAUCUGGAACAUGGACGCGACCAAAGCGGGUGAAAUCGACGUACAGCGUGCGACUCAUCGGACGCGGAAGCUGGACCGCCGCACUCGGGUGUACUUUGACGAGCCCGGGGGCUGGGGUACAUGUGUGCGCGAUGCCAGCUGGCAUCCCAGUGCUCCAGUCAUUGUUGCUUCUGCUUGGAAUGGGUACAGCAUGGCACGAGGCACCUGCAGUGUCCACGCAUUCAACGAGUCUUCAGAGGAUGAAGGAGAGCCCGAGAUGGGAGACAGCGUCAAUGAGUCGUUGAGGCCAGACCCGGAGACGUUCUACCGGUCCAGCUUUCAGUCGGCACGGUGAGGAAA